Molecule: messenger RNA, 2741 nt
Organism: Microtus ochrogaster (prairie vole)
Lineage: Eukaryota; Metazoa; Chordata; Mammalia; Rodentia; Cricetidae
Gene: Tap1
Product: transporter 1, ATP binding cassette subfamily B member
Biological process (GO): peptide transport; transmembrane transport
Cellular component (GO): membrane
Molecular function (GO): peptide transmembrane transporter activity; ABC-type oligopeptide transporter activity; ATP binding
Source: RefSeq, a predicted model, not a curated record
CCAGCGCCGCCGAGUGCGGGGACUUUCCCCGCACGGUGUCGGGCCGCCCUUCUUCCCUCCCUUGGAGACUCCUCGCAGCGGGGACGCGGAGAGUUCCAGGCUGGGACCAGACCCUGUACAGAGCGCACGAUGGCUGCGCUUGCUUGGCUGGCGGCCGCGCUGUUGCUGCUGGUCGACUGGCUGCUGCUGCGGCCCGGGCUCCCGGGAAUCUUCUCCCUGCUGGUUCCGGAGUUGCCCCUGCUCCGGGUCUGGGCGGUGGGCCUGAGUCGCUGGGCCAUCCUGGGGCUGGGGGUCCGCCGGGUCCUCGGGGUCACCACGGGAGCCCAUGGAUGGUUGACUGUUUUGCCGCCGCUAGCAGCGGCGCUGGGUUUAGCUCAGCCGGGACUUGCCUUAUUCCGAGAGCUGGCGUCCUGGGGAGCGCUCCGGGACGGUGACAACGCUGGAGUACUGUACUGGGGCAGUCGCCUCGACGCUUUCGCUCUCAGUUAUGUGGCAGCAUUGCCCGCCGCCGCCCUAUGGUACAAGUUGGGGAGCCUCUGGGCGCCCAGCAGUCGCAGGGGUGCUGGAGACAUGGUGUGUCGACUUUUAGGCUUCCUGGGUUCCGAGAAGCGGCGCCUCCACCUGGUUCUGAUGCUCUUGGUCCUCUCCUGCCUUGGGGAAAUGGCGAUUCCCUUCUUCACCGGCCGCAUCACUGACUGGAUUCUUCAGGAUAAGACGGCUCAGAGCUUUGCCCGCAACAUCUGGCUCAUGUCCAUUCUCACCAUAGCCAGCACAGUGCUGGAGUUUACUGGAGAUGCUAUCUACAACCUCACCAUUGGCCACAUGCACAGCCGCGCACACGGAGAGGUGUUCAGGGCUGUCCUUCGCCAGGAGACAGGGUUUUUCCUGCAGAACCCAGCAGGUUCCAUCACAUCUCGGGUAACAGAGGACACAUCCAAGGUCUGUGAAUCUGUCAGUGACAAACUGAACCUGCUGAUGUGGUACCUGGGGCGAGGCCUGUGUCUCCUGGCCUUCAUGUUUUGGGGGUCGCUCUACCUCACUUUGGUCACUCUGCUCACCCUGCCCCUGCUUUUCCUUCUGCCUCGGAAGCUGGGGAAAGUGAACCAGUCAUUGCAAAUGAAGGUGCAGGAAUCUCUAGCGAAGUCCUCACAGGUGGCCAUCGAGGCCCUGUCAGCGAUGCCUACGGUGCGGAGCUUCGCCAACGAGGAGGGAGAGGCCCAGAAGUUUAGGCAGAAACUGGAGGAAAUGAAGACGCUCAACAAGAAGGAGGCCUUGGCCUAUGUAGCUGAAGUCUGGACCAUGAAUGUCUCGGGAAUGCUGCUGAAGGUGGGCAUCCUGUACGUCGGCGGGCAGCUGGUGGUCAGAGGGGCUGUCAGCAGUGGGAACCUCGUCUCCUUUGUUCUCUACCAGCUACAGUUCACCAGUGCUGUCGAGGUUCUGCUCUCCAUCUAUCCCUGGAUGCAGAAGGCUGUGGGCUCCUCAGAGAAGAUAUUUGAAUACCUGGACCGGACUCCUUGUUCUCCACUCAGUGGGUCGUUGGCACCCUUAAACAUGGAAGGUCUUGUCGAGUUCCAGGACGUCUCCUUUGCCUACCCAAACCAUCCCGAUGUUCAGGUUCUUCAGGGCCUGACGUUCACACUGCACCCUGGAAAGGUGACAGCGUUGGUGGGGCCCAAUGGGUCCGGGAAGAGCACCGUGGCUGCCCUGCUGCAGAAUCUGUACCAGCCCACAGGGGGCCAGGUGCUGCUGGACGGCCAGCCCCUGGUCCAGUAUGAUCACCACUACCUGCACCGCCAGGUGGCCGCAGUGGGACAAGAGCCACUGCUCUUUGGAAGAAGUUUCCGAGAAAAUAUUGCCUACGGCCUGAUCCAGACUCCAACCAUGGAGGAAAUCAGAGCUGUGGCCAUGAAGUCUGGAGCCCAUGAUUUCAUCUCUGGACUCCCUCAGGGCUAUGACACAGAGGUGGGUGAGACUGGGAACCAGCUGUCAGGGGGUCAGCGACAGGCAGUGGCCUUGGCCCGAGCUUUGAUCCGGAAGCCACGCGUGCUUAUCUUGGACGAUGCCACCAGUGCCCUGGAUGCCAACAACCAGCUACGGGUCCAGCGGCUCCUCUAUGAGAACCGGGGACCGGCUUCUCCAGCGGUACUGAUAAUCACGCAGCAGCUCAGCCUGGCGGAGCAGGCUCACCACAUCCUCUUUCUCAAAGAUGGCUCCAUCUGCGAGCAGGGCAGCCAUCUGCAGCUCAUGGAGAAGAGCGGAUCGUGCUACCGGGCCAUGGUGGAGGCUCUUGGGGCUCCUUCAGACUGACAGGCCUCUGGACCUGUGCUCUGCACACUGCCCCCCUCCCCUGUCCUCUUCUCUGUGUGGCGGAGACCCUGGGAGCAAAGAUAUCACCACACCCAUUGGCUGGGCUCAGCUGAGGAGCAAGAUAAAAAUGUAACACUUGGCAGAUGCCCGGAAUUUACCACGAGAAUGUUACCCCCACUCCUGCCCCUUAGUUAGACUGGAUUUCAGGUACCUCAGAGUGACCCUAAACGUGGAAGACCUUGAACUCCGGAUUCUCCUGCCUCCUCUCUCCUGGUGUUGUUCUGGUACCACAGCACUGAAAACCUGGUUUAUGCUGUGUUGGGGAUGGAAGUGAUGAGAAGAAACGCUCAAAAUGAAGCGACUUUUAAUUAACCAAAGGCAUAAGCUGGCCUAUGGGUAACCCAUGGGCUCUUGAUAUUUAUAAUAAAGCUGUU